AGUCGGCUUCGGCAGUCGCAGAAAUACAACGCAUCCGAUAUGCAACGGAACGCAUUUUCGGACGCGGCCCGAGUCGUUCCGAGAAAAUUCGCGCUUCAUUUUCACGCGCUGCAUAUAAUUUACUCUGUGCUCCACAUAUAUAUAUAUAUAUAUAUAUAAUAAAUAAAAACCAACCAAUAGCCCAAAAAAAAAGAAAUGAAAAGUCCGCAUCAACAAUAAAAAUCUGCCUGCAUUUUUGCCUUUUGUGUGAGCUGCCCACCAGAACGAGAGAAGCACUUUUAUUGUAUAUAAAAAUUAUAUACAUCGCCGGGAGGAGCUGCAGCAACCCACUCCAAGCCAGGGUUGCCACGUCCUGAGCUGCUGUAAGCUCUCCGCAGCAGCUGCAGCAGCAUCAGCAUCGCAGCAGCAUCAGCAGCAGCGCAGCAACCGCCGCAGCAUCAAUUUGGCUUUUGGGCAGAGAUAAUUUAAGACAAAUAUAUGUGAUGCUAUGCACAUCAGCAGCUAUGAAAUAUCCCUAGAACGCGUUGCUGAAGAAUGUAUGGGUCGCAGGCAAUGGAAACAUUAUCAAGACAAACUGACGUGCAGCCACUUGAAUAUCGAGGAGCAACAGCCCAUAGCAAUAGCCGGUUCCGAGGACGAGCCAUCGCAAUACAACCACAGCAGCAAGGAGAUCAGCCAGAGCAAUCCCAACCACUGUAAGACAGAGAACCACCGUCUGGAGCAGCAACACAACGGCAGCCAGCUAUUGGAAGAAGAAGAUUCUGAGAACAACCAAACAUCACACGAUUCAUCACGUACACCAACACCGGGAGCCACCAGUACACCAUCACCACCGCCAGAACCCAUCGAUUGGAGACCGUCGGCCAAGUGCAACUUCUGUGUUAACGGUCGCCUGCUAACGGUUAACGCCCAGGGCAAGUUGGUGGCCGAGUCAGCAGCAACUGCCACUAGUAGUAGCACUAGUAAUAGUCACAUUCAUCAGCACGACAGUGACAGCAACUCGAGUGCAUCACUGCCCCACCACAUCAGCAGCAGCAGCAGCAGCAACAACAAUAGCAGUGGCAACAGGGCACGCCACAUUGCUGCUGCAAGUGCAAGAGCAACACCAGCAGCGGCCACACCCGCCAACUCCCUUGAACUCUACAAGCUGCUGACCCAGCGGGCAGCCAAAAUGACAUCGAUGGACUCGAUGGCCGCCCAGCUGGCGCAAUUCUCACUGCUGGCCGACUUCAAUCUGAUCAACUCGCUGGCCAGCCAACAGCAGCAGCAGCAGCAGCAACAGAUCGCUAGUGCGGUAACGCCAACUACCUCAGAAGUAUCUGCAGCCGCAAUCAGUCCCGCACUCAAAGAUACACCCAGUCCCAGUGUGGAUGCACCGCUCGAUCUUAGCAGCAAACCAUCGCCGAACUCAUCGAUUAGCGGCGAUGUGAAGUCCGUCAGAGCCUGUGCCACGCCCACGCCGUCGGGAAGAAGGGCGUACAGUGAAGAGGAUCUGAGCCGGGCCCUACAGGAUGUGGUGGCCAACAAGCUAGAUGCCCGGAAAUCGGCUAGCCAGCACCAUGAGCAGCGCUCCAUUCUGGACAACCGGCUGUUCAAGAUGAAACACCAUGACCAGGAGCAGGAUCAUGAUGGCGACGAGCUCGAGGACUCCAACGAUGAUGCUGAGGCGGAAGUGGACAGCAAUGCGUCGACACCGGUGUAUCCGGCAGAGUUUGCAAGGGCACAACUGCGCAAACUGAGCCACCUGUCCGAGCACAAUGGCAGCGAUCUGGGCGAGGAUGUGGAUCGUGGAUCGCCGAAAAUGGGGCGACAUCCGGCCUGUGGCAAUGCCAGUGCCAAUCAGGGCGCACCGCCAUCCAUUCCGCUGGAUGCCAAUGUCCUGCUGCACACUCUGAUGCUGGCUGCUGGGAUUGGUGCAAUGCCGAAGCUGGAUGAAACGCAAACGGUGGGCGACUUUAUCAAGGGUCUGCUGGUGGCCAACAGUGGUGGCAUAAUGAACGAGGGACUGCUAAAUCUGCUGUCCGCCAGUCAGGAGAACAGCAAUGGCAAUGCCUCGCUGCUGCUGCAACAGCAACAGCAUCAGCAACACCAUCAGCAACACCAUCAGCAGCAGCAGCAGCAGCAACAUGUCGCCGCCUACCGGCAUCGCCUGCCCAAGUCGGAGACUCCGGAAACGAACUCCUCGUUGGAUCCGAACGAUGCCAGCGAGGAUCCCAUACUGAAGAUUCCGUCCUUCAAGGUCAGCGGUCCGGCCAGCAGCAGCAGCCUGUCGCCGGGCGGACUGGUUGGUGGUCACCACCAUCCGCUGAACAACAACAACAGCCUCAGCAUCAGCAACAACAGCAACCACAGCAGCAACAGCCAUCGGAACGGCAGCAAUCGCAGCCCGCAUUCCGCAUCGCCCAUGCUGGCCGCGGCCGUGGCCCAAGGUGGCUACUCCGCCGGCAACAGUUUGCUGACCUCAUCCUCGUCUAGCAUACAGAAGAUGAUGGCCAGCAAUAUCCAGCGCCAGAUCAACGAACAGAGUGGCCAGGAGAGUCUCAGGAACGGAAAUGUUAGCGAUUGCAGCAGCAACAAUGGCGGCUCCUCCUCGCUGGGAUACAAGAAGCCGAGCAUUUCGGUGGCCAAGAUCAUUGGCGGAACGGACACCUCACGGUUCGGAGCCUCGCCCAAUCUGCUGUCCCAACAGCACCAUUCGGCUCACCACCUGACCCACCAGCAACAGCAGCAACAGCUGAGCGCCCAGGAGGCAUUGGGCAAGGGAACGCGACCAAAGAGGGGCAAGUAUCGCAACUAUGACCGCGACAGUUUGGUGGAGGCGGUCAAGGCGGUGCAGAGAGGUGAAAUGUCGGUUCAUCGAGCGGGUAGCUACUACGGCGUACCGCAUUCCACGCUGGAGUACAAGGUCAAGGAACGUCACCUGAUGCGACCGCGCAAGCGAGAGCCCAAGCCGCAGCCCGAUCUCGUCGGCCUGACCGGACCAGCCAACAAGCUGCAGCUGGACAAACUGAAGGCGGGACCACAUGGUGGCUCCAAGCUGAGCAAUGCCCUCAAGAACCAAAACAAUCAGGCGGCUGCGGCGGCGGCGGCGGCAGCAGCAGCAGCGGCCGCUGCCACGCCCAACGGCCUGAAACUGCCCCUUUUCGAGGCGGGUCCACAGGCGUUAUCCUUUCAGCCGAACAUGUUCUGGCCCCAGACGAACGCCACGAAUGCCUACGGCCUGGACUUCAAUCGCAUCACGGAGGCGAUGCGGAAUCCCCAGGCCUCCAAUCACCACGGCCUGAUGAAGAGUGCCCAGGACAUGGUGGAGAACGUGUACGAUGGCAUCAUCAGGAAGACGCUGCAGGCGAGCGAGGGCAAUGGCAGUGCGGCGGGUAAUGGCAGCAACGGUAGCAAUGGCAACGGGCAUGGGCACGGGCAUGGCCAUGGACACGCCCUGCUCGAUCAGCUGCUGGUGAAGAAGACCCCCUUGCCGUUCACCAACCAUCGGAACAAUGACUACGCCGCCACCUGUUCGAGUGCCAGCGGGGAGAGCGUAAAGCGGUCGGGCAGUCCCAUGGGCAACUAUGCAGACAUCAAGCGGGAGCGCCUGAGCGCCGACAGCGGCGGCAGCAGCGAUGAGGAGCACUCGGCCAGCCACAUCAACAACAACAACAGCGAUUUGGCGCACAACAAGAACAAGAGCGGCGGCGGCGGCGGCGGCGGCGGCAAUGGCCAGACCAAUGGGAACGGCAGGAGCAGCCGGAUGACGUCGCGGGAUGAUUCCGAAACGGAUGCCAGCAGCUUGAAGAGCGGCGAAAGUGGCGGCCAGCAAAACCACAAAAUGAUGGAUCUCAAUGGCGGCAGCAGCAGCAGCAGUCACAUCAAGUGCGAAUCGGAGGCGGCCACCGGACAUCACAGUCCUGGACACCACACCACGUCCAUACUGCACGAGAAGCUGGCCCAGAUCAAGGCCGAGCAAGUGGACCAGGCGGAUCAGUUAUAGGAGCAGCCGAUGGCCGCGAAUCCAGCGUUCGCCUGGCCACCGCUGGCCGCCCACUACUACAGCUUCUAGGCGGAGGGAGGGGGAACACCAAAUUAAGCCACGUUUUUUGAUAGUACCAUACAAAUCACUAAAUAGAAUUAUAUAUAUAUAUAUAUAUAUAUAUAUACAUAUAUAAUAAUUUAUGCCAGCCAGCUGACCGAUGUGCGUGGUAAAUGUGCGCUAGCUCUUAGUUAAAUGUGUAAUCAACUGCAUAGGGGAAAAACAAAACCACAGGAAAUCAUAAACAACAACAAACAAACAAAAAAAACAAAAAUAACAAGAACCGCAAGCAAAGAAACAUACAUUUGUGCCCCGGAGUGUACGAUGUAUAUUUUUGUUUCGUUUUGACAAUCGACAAAUAGGCAUUCUCUUGUACAAACUUUCUUAAAAGCUAACAACAAAACAAAUCUAAAACCUUAAGACCAAAAAAAACAAAAAAUGAAAAAAAACGAAUACUGAGCAAAAACCAAGAACCAUUUUCAUUUUGCAUUUCGUUUCGAACCGCAUUUUUGUGUUGAGCAUAUUUUUUACUGAACAGUAAAUGAAACAGUCCAAUGGGAAAAUAUAUGUAUAGCAGAAAUAUAUAGCACUUACAAGCCAACAACUUAAUCGACUUCUGUUUUGGUCAGGUUUCUGGACCUUGAGCUGCGAUUUUCGCACAUUCCAUAAGAUACUCUUAUGUUCCAUAUAAUUGUAGUUUUCAUACGCAAAUUUCUAGAGCAGUUAGAGCCGCAGCUCAGACAGGGCCAAAACCAAAAAAAAAAUGACCAGGCAGUUGUCCUCGACAUAGACACAAUGAGUAUAGCCAACAACAGCAACUACAACAACAACAAUAACUACAGCAAAGAGACCAUAACAACAACAACAACAACAGUAACAACCAUAACAAGCAACAACAACAGCAAUAUCCGAUCAAUAACAACAACCAGCAAAACAAGCAAUAAUAAUACAAGACUCUACAAUACAAAGAAAUGAAACAAUGAAAUAGCAAAAUUCAAAAAUUCAAAAAUAUAAACCGAAAAACAACAAUCAAAAAACCAAAACAAAAUUAUCCACAAAAAUUCAACAUUUUUUAUGAUUUCAAAAGAAGAAAAUACAAAACGGAAAUCAAUAAACAAAGCUGCCUUCACAUUUACAAAUUAAAUAAAUUAGUAAGCAAAGCGAGACAAAGCACACAAAAUAAUAAUUCAAAUGAAACGCAAACGCAGAGUAAAAAGCAAAAAAAUCAAACAAUUUCCGAAAUAUCAGUCCCAAAUUACAUUUUUAUUUUGAAAAAUUCCAAAACCUAAGAAUACAAAAUAUUACACCCCAAAACAUUCAAAAUUAUUUUCAUUCGAAAAAAAAUUUCACACAUAUUCAAAUAAAGUAAUCAAAAUUAAAGUGUUUCGGUGUUAAAAAUAAAAAAUAAAAGAAAAAAUUACAAAAAUAUAUAUAUCUGUGUUUAGGCUUUAAAACGGAAAUUUGAAAACAAAAUUUCAAGAUUUCGGCUUAAAAGUAAAAAGAGAGACAAAAAGAAAAACAAAACAAAUUUUGAGAACACACAUUUCAUGUACAGUCGCCUAACCACCAAAAGUAAGAAAGCAUAAAUAUAUAAAGACUUUAUAUUACUAUAUACCAUAUGAUAUAUAUUUGUAUAUUUAUGUAUGUGUGUGUCUUCAUCACUACGCGUAUACCUCAAACCAAACACAUGAUCAUUUUGAGCAACUAAAUAUAUUUAAAUGUACUUAUACACUCUACACACUCUUUUACAGGAGAGCAAAACAUAUUUACACAGUUAAACCCCCCCCAAUCCAAAACUUUGGCCCUCCUUUCGACGUAUCUACAUUUCGUUUGACUUUGAAAUUCUAUCUAUGGGUAAACAACUACUAACUAAAUGUCUGCGUAAAUGAAAAUAGAUGAAAAAUUAUAUAAAUGUACCUAAAAACAUAUUUUGUGUGCUAGCUAGUAAGUGUCAAAAGAAAAACAAAAAAACCAUACAAAAACGAUAUACAAUAUAUUUAAAUGAUUAUGAGAUGGUGAAAAUUGUCGGAAAUAUUUGAAAAUAUUUAGCGAAUUAUAAUACAAGAAACAGUCAAAGGUAUGGCAAGGAAAAUUGUGGAAAAUAGCAAGCGAAAUGCGUUUAAUAAUUAUAUUGAAAUCAUUUAAAGGCAUUUAAUAUAUUUAUCAUUUCCACGAUGCGAUUGAUAAAAAAGUAUUUAUUGGCUAAUCUCCCAAAUUACAUUUGAUGUGCAUAAAUGUUGUGGUUUAGAAUCAAAAUCAAAGGUAACAAAAUUAAAAGUUAAGGCUUAAAAAUGUAAAAAAAAAAAAAUUUAAUACAAUUAUGAAUUUUGGUAUAAUAGCGGAGAGUUCUGCGAACCUAAAGAAAUUCAAAAUGUUUAUUAUAUGAAAAAUGGAAAAAUGGAAGGGAAAAUAGGCGAGAGUAGAUAAAGAAUGGAUGGAAAUAAAUCAAAAAGUAUUUAUUGCUAAUUUAAUUAUAUUUGAAGUAUACAUACAUAUUUAUUAUAUACAUACAUAUAUAUUAGACACACUAUCUGUGAUUAAUAAUCCAAAAUUUUGAAGAGCAUUUUCUGAAAUAACGUUGGCUAAGCAUAUGCGAAAAGACAAAACCAAUGGAUAAAGUAACACACACCCAUGUAAAGAAAUUGUAGACAGAUCGGAUAAAACGAAACUAAACCAAGCACAAGCUAAUGGCCCAAAUGCAGUUGGCCCCGAAAAUCGAGCGCUGCAUUUGGCCAAGAGAAUUUCUUAAGCUACGGCACACAUCACUGAAAACAAAAACUGAAAACUGAAUACUGAAUACUGAGAAUAGGAAACAGUAAGCAGAAGACAAGAUCGAUGGUACUGUUCAGAACAUAUAUAGUUGUAUAUAUUUUGGAAUAAUGUUUACCAGUUCAAGUCAAAAUUAAAAGGAAAAAAAAAUGCAGUCUUUUAUAAUGCAAAAUUAUACAAAGAAAAAUUACAAUUUCGCAACGCUAAAAAAUGAAAAACGAAAAUAUUGAUGUAAAAAGAAUGAAAAUCAAACUUAAAAUAAUAAACAAGAUAAAGUGCAAUUAUACGGUUUAAAUAAGCAAAUUUAAGAAACAAACGUUAUAAACAAAAACACAAACAUGUUAAAACAAUGAAAAUAUUUCGAAGCAAGUUUAGCUACAAAUUCCAAGGCAACUGAUAAUGACAAGAACCAUUUACAAGAAAACCCAAGACAGCAAAGUACAGUGCGUUUCAUAACCCGCAAUACGGGCAAUCGAAUACUACCAUUCCAUUGCCCAUGGAGAACUGAAACGCACUUUGGCCCUACUUCAUAUUGAUAGGGUAAUCGGAUCCAAAAUCUGUAAACCAAAUUUUGGGAUCAGCGAUUAAAACCUUAACGGAAGUUCAUAACUGCAGAAAAAAAAAGUCGAAAGUCGAAAUGUCAACCUAGUGGUAGUUCGAAACACAAAAACAAAAUAAACCAAUCGAGUGUAAUUGAGUGACAGCUUGAGAAUGUUGAAUUGUAUAGAAUUUUUGCUUGUGCACCUGGUCGAGGGGGGCGUGGUUGCGCCCCCUUUUUGGUUUCUAGGUGAACAGGCGAAAACGCUCAGGUACGUGUUUUAUUUUUCGGAGAGAAACAAGAUUGAUUACCCAUACAUUACUUAUUCUUUGUUUUACUACAACAUAAUAGUUAAUAUUUGUAUAAAAAAAAAAGACGACGAUGGCGAGAAGGGAAAACCAGCUAAAAAAAUUGAUAUAUUCAUAAUAUAGAAUUGUUUUAAAUGGUUUGAGAGCGAAAAAUAUUGAGGGUUUCUAGCGUGCUUCAUGAAAUUGCUCAUAUUUGUGUAUAAAACCUUAUUUGUUCAAUGCGAAUCAAAAUUUGCUGAAUAUAAGUGCAUAUAUAUAUAAUUAGAGUUUAUUUUUCGGUUUAGUUAAGCGCAUAAAAUGAUUACGAUUUAAAUAAUUAUUAUUAGUUAUGACCUAAUAGUAGGCAAAUCAAAAUUUCUUCACAUAAAACAAUCAACUUCUACUUUCAAAUAAUUUCUAGACGUAUGUAACUAUAGUUAUUAUUCUAUUAUUAUACGGACUAAAACUAUUUAGCGCGUUGUUAGACUCGAUUUAUGGUUUGUACAUAUUAGACAACAUUUUUAUGGUAUUCUCCUCUUUUUUUAUUAUUACUAGCAUUAUUACUCCCUAUUUUAAUUGACUUCUUAAAUGGGCAACAUCAUUUUGAACUAUAGUGCAAUUGUUUCAAACAAAACCAAGCAACCAACAACAAAUAUAUUAACAUUAAAGAUUAAUAUAAUUUACAAGCUUUCUUUGCCGAUGCCAAGAAGGAUGAAUAACGCAUAUGUCUACCGUAUGGAUCGAAAAUCAAAAAUCAUUUUAAGUGCACAUAACUCUUUAAAAUAGCAAUUAGACUACGCCUAGGUUUUUUCAUUAUUAUGCGCACGCUUCAGUCCAAAAAAAAAAAAUUGAAAUUCUUCACAUUCUCAUUCACAUGCUCAGUUCGAGACAUCACAAUCACAAACCAGAAAAAGAAAACUCAAAACUUUUCACCUAAGUUCAACUUGAGCGACCGCAACAACUCAAGAUCAGCAAAGAUCACAAGCGAAAAUUGCUAAGAAACAAUAGCCCAGACGUGAUAACAACCACAAAAUAGCCACAACAAUAGCCCAAAAAUAAUUGAAACAAAAAUUGAUUAAAAGCCAAAAAAAAAAAAAUAAAAAAGCAAAUAAUAAGAACUUAAUUACAUGAAACUAAUUAAAUACAAAACGUGGACAUAAGAGAUGUCCAAAAGCUCAGAUAAAAUCCAAGCAGCCUAAAGUCGAUUGUACUUUUCUUUUUUCUAUCCACAAAUACAACCAACAACAACCAACAACAACAACAACAACAGCAGCAACCACAAUUUAAAUAAACAAUAGUACUACUCUAACUACAGAACUUAAAUAGCCACAAGUAAAUAGAAAUAGCCACAGCAAUUAACUUUAAACAAGAUGCCCAAACACAGACACACACAGAAACGUUUCUUCAAAACAGAUUUGUACUCUUAGCCACAUAACCGAUACGAUACAAUAGCCACUUAAUUAGGAUCGAUCAUAGCCAAGCAAUAGAAUCAGAUAUCAGAUACAAAACUCAGAACCGGAAACAGGAAAUCGUCAAUCGCGAAUCGGAAAAAAGAAGCAGCACCAAAUCGAACUGCAAAGGCAAAACCCCAGUAUAUUAAUAAUGGGAAGAAAAACAUAAUGAAUAAAACCAAUUUUUAUUUCAAUUAUUAACUUAUAAACACAACAACAACAACCACAGCUCCACACAGUUACAGUUACAACAAGAACAACAACAAUAGCCCUAGAAAAUAAUAUUCAUAAUUAAUCAAUCAAUCAAUCCGUAAAACCAACAACUUCAAUAGUUAUAAGCAAUUGGCGUCAAAAAAAAAAGCGAAAACAACCAAAAUCUUAGCCAGGCAAAAGUUUUGAGCAUAUUUUUCAUUAUUUUUACAACAAACAAACAAACUGAUGUAAGUACAAUUCAUAAAAUUAGACUUUCGGUAAACUAUAAUAAAGAAAAUAGAGCAGAAAAUAACAUUUUUUUUUUGCAUUACAUAAUUGCUACAAAAUUCAAAAACAAAGAACGAUUUUUUAGUGGAAAACAAAAGCCAAUAAGCAAAUAAAAAGAAUUCGCAUUAUUAUUAGCAAUAGCCCAUAAGUACAGCAAAGUGUAUUAGCAAUAAAGCUAAAAAAAAAACACAAAAGCAGAGAUUUUAAAAAGAAACAUAAAAGUGAAGAAAAACUUAAAACUGCAAGAAAAAUGUGAAACCAAUUUGUUCUGCGUUGAAAAAGAAAUCCAAAAUAAAUAUGUUUUAUUUGAUAAGUAAUUUAUAAACAUAUUACAAUUUCGCUUAAUUUGAUUAAAUGUAAUAAAUACAUUGUAAACCUUAAAUUAAUAUUUACAACAGCAAAAUUUCUGUUUAGUAAGGCGUGCAUAAUUGUUAUUAUAUUUACACAGACACACAUAACUAAGUUUAAGUUUAUAAUUUUCGUUAUCUUUAUUAUUUACUUAUUAUGUUUUAAACGCAAAAACAAACCAGAUAUAUACAAUAUAUUUACGAAUUAAAACGUUUAUUAAUAAAAUGGAAAAUAUUUUAGUUAAACCAUUCGUUUAUCGUUUGCAUUUAUCAUCAGCACAGGAGGCUCUCCGUUCACACACAUUGCAGAAUAUAAGAAAAAUCGAAUAUGAAUAUUAAAUUAAGCACCGUCUAACAAUUGCAACAAGAUACUUAAUACCAUUAUACGCAAUAGUUAUAAUUGACAGAUGACACGAAAUAUGAAUAAACUGAACAAUAGCCCAAAGUAAAUAUUGGCCAUGGUAGCAGGUGGAUAAAAACCCUAAGCCCUUCUAACGUGGCCAAUAUUUGCUCCAUUUUCACAUGCAAGAGAUGAGCAACAACAACAACAACAACAACAAUAUCAAUUGGCACUCAACAGAUGCAAUUCCCAACAACAACAACAACAACCAUAACAACAACAACAAUAAAAGGCAAUUGAAACUUUAGUUUCGGUUAAUUGAGUUUGAUUUUUAGUUCAGUUCUUUAGUUGAUUCUCACCACUUUCAAAAAUAUGUUUCGGCUCCAACCCACUUAAAAAUUUUGAAAUUUUCCGAACAAAAAUCAAAAAUGGCACCAACUACACAGACGAGCCAAAGGAAUCGUACAUCUAAACUCAACACAGCUUCAGGGACCAACUAAAAGGAGAAAUGAUUUAAACUUAAAUUAAUGAAAUUACUAAUGAAAUCAAUGGUAAAUCAAUACUAAAAUGUAAACACACAAGCACACACGACGUGUGGCGUUGAAAACUAAAGCUAAAUCAAGUUUUAAGGCAUAUCUUGAAGACGAGACGAAAAAUCAAGUUAAAAAUUGCGAACAAAAAUUGUGAAAAACUAUUGCAAAAUUAUGCAGACCCGGAAAAUCGUAUGUGUGUACAUAAAUGAAGGAGCAACCCUUUUGGUAAUCUAUAUACAUAUAUUAUAUACAUUUAGCGUGUCAAAAAGUAAACCUAAACUUUAGAUUCUAAAGCAACAAAAAAAAUAUCUAAAUGCAGUGAAAACUUCAGGCCAUGCAAACUUUGGAUAAAUUCUGAUUAAAAUUAUAUUUGUAAGUCAAAAUCAAAUGUAUACGAUAUGAGAGGAAAUUAACAAACUAAAACUGGAUUAAGUGUAAAAAGAACAUACAUAUUUCGAUGGCAAGCAAAAAAAAAAAAAAAUUGAUUGAAAAUGGAGAAAACCCCAAUUUACAUAGAACUAAUUAUUAUUUCGCUUUGGCGUUGACCUUUUGUGUAUAUAAAAAAAAGCGAAUGCCAAGUGGGAUUCUCAACAAAUCGAAUAUCAAAUGAAAAAAAAAAACAAACAAACCAAAUAAGGUAAAUUCAAAUUAGCAAAAUUUUUGUCAACCAAAAAAUGACCUAGUAAAUGCUAAAUUCAAAUUUAUAGUACAUAUUUGUGUAUGGUAUGAGUGUAUUGCAUAAGUUCGAUGUGGGUGUAUAACAAUUAUUAUUAACAUUAUGCUUAUCCCUUUCGUUUCCACGUUAUGUACAUUUUGUUCGCAAGACAAACGAAUAAAAAAAAAACGAUCAACAAAUUUGAAGCCAAUAAUAAUGAACAAAUAAGAACAUGUGCUGAACUGCUGAAUUCCAAUUGAAUUGCAACCAGAGUAAGGAGAUACAUUACAUUAACCGAAGCAAAAACAUUGUAAAAAAGCAUAAAAACCAACCGAAAUCAGUUGAGAAGAACGUCAAGGAAACGGGCAAAAAUUGCUUAAGAAAUGGAUGAGAUUUGUGUAUAUGUGAACAGAAUGAGCAAAAAUAGAGGGUAUACGUUAGCUGUCGGAGAGCAAACUAAAAAAAUUAACAACUUGCCGAUGGGACAGUCGGAAAACAAGGCCCAAAAACAAAACUAUUAACUUGUAAUGAUGUGAACUUGGAGCAUACUCUCAGUAUUUUUAUGAAUACUGUCAAUAAAACAUUAAUUAAAGAUU
This is a messenger RNA of Drosophila melanogaster (fruit fly), 12020 nucleotides long. RefSeq names its product Ecdysone-induced protein 93F (gene Eip93F). Gene Ontology annotation, cellular component: nucleus. The record is from RefSeq and is marked reviewed. The transcript is spliced from 6 exons. Gene Ontology annotation, molecular function: DNA binding. The coding region runs from base 488 to 3985 and encodes 1165 amino acids. Lineage: Eukaryota; Metazoa; Arthropoda; Insecta; Diptera; Drosophilidae.